UACCUGCGCUCUCUGUCAGAGGCGAUGAGGAGGGGGUCUGAACACGUGGGAACAGAGGGUCCCGUUUAGCCCCGCCUUCUUUGUCUAGAGCCCGCCCCCUUCUUCCUGUCCAAGCUCUGCUCGUUUGUUUGGCUUUCUACCCGCCUUACCUCCGGUCAACGCAUGCGUGGUAGAAUCUGUCGCGAUGGAGCAGCUCCUGGAAGAGGUGCCGCUGCGCUUCUCUCGGUUGCCCAUGUUCCCCUUCUUCGACUUGGCGCAUUACGCGGCUUCCGUGAUGACGCUGAAGGAGCAGCGGGGAGCAGUUGAAAUUUCGAUUCACAGCCCCAUUGCUUGCUGGUUUAGUGCUAUGCUUUACUGCUUUGGCGGGUCCAUUUUAUCUUCCCUGAUGCUAGCAGAACCUCCAGUUGCAUUUCUUGCCAACACUACCAGUGUCCUCCUUGCCUCAUCAAUCUGGUAUCUUAUAUUUUACUGUCCACAUGAUCUAGUCUACCGCUGUUUCUCUUUUCUGCCUAUACGACUGGUGGUUGCAGGAAUGAAGGAAGUGACUAGAACAUGGAAAAUAACAGGUGGCAUUGCCCAUGCACACAGCCACUACAAAAGUGCCUGGAUGAUCAUGAUAGUGGUUGGCUGGGCCAGAGGAGCUGGUGGUGGUCUAAUAUCCAACUUUGAACAGUUGGUGAGAGGUGUAUGGAAGCCUGAAACUAAUGAACUGCUGAAGAUGUCCUAUCCUGUGAAAGUAAGCUUGAUAGGGGCAGUACUCUUCACUAUGCAGCACUGCACUUACCUUCCAAUGACAAAACAGCAGCUUAUGUUCUUUUACACUGUCUUCCUGGUGGUCACAAAGGCAGCCAUGAUGCUGAUGCAAUGCAAAACUUCUCCAUUUGCACCCCUUGAGAAAGCACUGGCCUGCUUAUUUUUUGGUCAGCAGCCAACUAGUUCAAAGGCCAAUGCACCUUAUAAUGGCAUCUCCUCAACCUGUGACCCUACUACUAGUGGAGAGACUGGUGAUGCUGUUAAGAAAAGACUGGCAAAGAAAACUGAUUGAGAGCAUUGACAGUGCCGUAGGUGGCUAAAAAUGGCUUGUUUGUAUGUGCCUAUAAAUAUUUAAUGUUUCUGUUUCCUAAUGAUGUGAAAUGACAAUUGUGUAGAAGGAAAUUCUUACUGCAAGAAGCUAGCUACAAGAGCCUCUGAGCAGUCAGUGGCAAAAGUUUUCCUGUGCAAACCUCAGUCCGGUGAAGCUCUUGCAGGCUAUGUUGCCCAUGAACUCUUUGUACUGCCAACUACUGCCCAGUGGCGCUGCAUAGCCUCUGAGGGUGUGUGUGUGUGUGUGUGUGUGUGUGUGUGUGUGUGUGUUUGGUAAAUUAGAAUUCAUAUUUGGAUAAGAUGCAUCAUGUUAGAUUUUUUCCUAAUGUAAAUGAUAAAAUAAGAGAUAAUAUUGUGAUUUUGUUUGUAUGAGACAUUUUAUGGUGGUGGAAUCAGUUUUCUAGUUAAGAAAACAAAACCCCUUACUUUUAAAAAGCCUGAUUGAAAUAUUUGCUGGCAGCAGCAGAAUGCAACAGCCUGACGUGAUGAUUUUUGUUGAUUAUAUUGUAUUUGGGACAUGAUCCAGCCAGAGUUGGGUGCUUUUAAAUAAGUGGGAGAGAUUUAACUAUAUGUGUUAUAGGAAUUCAUUGUGCUUAAUUCUGGCUGAAUUGUACCCUGAUAUUCAUUCUUUAAUACCAGAGGGUUGCUCUCCCAAUAUUUUAAUACACAAAGUUUUUAAAUCUAUUUGAGCAAUGUGAACAUUUUUUGUGAAAAUGUAAUGUAUUCAGUGACUGAAAGGAACAAUAAUUAAACUGUGCUGUUGAACAUAACAAGCCAGCUUAAUCUUCCAACAAAUCUUCUUAAUUCUUAAUAUACUGCUACUGAAUUGUCUUCAAGGCAAACAUUUGUACUGUUUUUCACACUCUGCUUGAGUCACAAUCUAUCUUGUUCAGUUUUUUCACAAAAAUACUAGUUUUUUCCAAUUUUUCUACAUGUACUCACCUGUAUCUUGAAAUAUUAAUGUUUUGUAAACAUGAACUUCAGUUUUUCUUUACUGUGUUUUUUAAAACAGGACAGUGAAACCUGUUAAAAAGUGAAUUCUUAUGGCCUGUGUUUGUGAAUAGGUAUUCCUCAAACAGUCCCACUUUUAAGCAAGGAGGGAUGUAUUGUAGAAAGGACUAAGACCUCCUUCUAGAAUAUAUUACUUUGGGUAGUAUCCAGUGGUGUCCCAUUACUGUCACUAAUGACAUUAUAGCUAUAAUGGUGUGCAUAACCACUGCAUAACUGUUGCACUAGUUGCCUUGCAUAGAAGUGGUGCACUGUGGCACAGUAGUGUUAGCAAGAGAGUAUUGCUGGAUGUUUAUAUAAAAUGUAUUUUAUUUAAUAAAAAUGCAUUCUAGACAUGCCCCCUCCCUUUUUAUUUUUUCUGAAAUAAUUUGGUGUCUGGCUAGCUCUUGUAAAACUUGUACCAGCCUCUGAGCUAAACAGCCAUGUAUAAUUGCAUAAACUAGCCGUUUUUGCUGCCUCCCUAAGACUGCAGAAACAAUGUAGUGCAGGAGGAACAAACUUGUGGGCCUUAAGAUGUUAUGCCCUACAUCCCCCAUUAUUCCUAAGCUGUAUAGCCAAUGCUACCAGUUGAUCAGAGUGUUAGCCCAACCAUCUGGAAAGCAACCCAUUGCUUACCCCUAGUGUUGGAGUUGUUAGUUGGUUGAACAGAAAAGCAAAGCGGGAAGACACCAAUUGAAGAGUGUUCUCUUUCCUUCAUUUUUCAAUCACCUGGUUGCUAAUUUGUGCUUGGUUUUGUGGAUCAGAAGUAGUGUGGGCCUACUCUAAGAUGUCUAGCUAAGCAUUUUAAGGCUUAAAUUAUUAUUUUUAGCGUUUUUUUACAUCCAGGUCAUAAAUUGAUGAAGAGAGAGGAAUUUAAUUGGCAAGUUUCAAUUUUCGGACUUAUAACUUAAGUUUCCUUUUUGGUCAAAGGCCUGUUUUGGGAGCAUUUAAUUAAAGUAUCCAGAAAAUGGUAUCAGAAGCAUCCACAUAGCAUUACACUGAUCUUGAUUAUCACGCAACUGAAAAAUGCUUACAGCAAGCACCAGCUAACAGUGUGCUUCUGAUGGUGAUGACUUCUAUGUGUAUGUGCUUCUAAAGUCAUUGACAUCUUUCUAUGAAUUUUUGGAACUAGAUUUUUGUACUGCAUUUGGUGCUUUUACCAACAAUCUCACAGUAAUUGCACUGUAGUCCUUGUAGCACAAAUUGAUGUGAAAGAGUAUUUAAAAUUGCUGUUAAUAUAUUUAUAGUUCUUAGGCAGAAAAUGGCCUGCUUUGUAUUUGGAUUCACUGUGCAUUUUAAAAUUCUACUAUUAAAAUAAACAAGGAAACUGUUUGUGUC
This is a messenger RNA of Varanus komodoensis (Komodo dragon), 3408 nucleotides long. RefSeq names its product transmembrane protein 38B (gene TMEM38B). The record is from RefSeq and is a predicted model, not a curated record. Gene Ontology annotation, cellular component: membrane. The transcript is spliced from 6 exons. Gene Ontology annotation, biological process: potassium ion transmembrane transport. Gene Ontology annotation, molecular function: potassium channel activity; identical protein binding. Lineage: Eukaryota; Metazoa; Chordata; Lepidosauria; Squamata; Varanidae. The coding region runs from base 185 to 1045 and encodes 286 amino acids.